This is a messenger RNA of Oncorhynchus keta (chum salmon), 1093 nucleotides long. RefSeq lists its product as uncharacterized. The record is from RefSeq and is a predicted model, not a curated record. The transcript has 8 exons. Lineage: Eukaryota; Metazoa; Chordata; Actinopteri; Salmoniformes; Salmonidae. The coding region runs from base 1 to 813 and encodes 270 amino acids.
AUGAUGACAAAAUGUCUGCCAGCUCUACAGCAACUACGCCAAGACCCCACUGUUCCUGAUGGACAGGAGAGUAUCCCUGAGUCAGUGAGGCGUCCCACACUGCCGUGUGUCUGGCCCCAGGCUCUCAGCAGCAGUCAGAGGUCAGAGGUCAACGCCUGGUUUGACCUGAGGCUGAAGAACUACCUGCCCUUCCUCACCAGGAGCCUGGUGACCUCCGCCGCUGUCCAGACCGCCCCUUGUCUGGCCUUCCACAAACUCGUCUCAAUUCUGGGGAGUUAUAACUACAGCGCUGCAGACUUUGUGGAGAGAGAUGUGUACAGGGAGACCAUCAGGACGUAUCUCACCUCAGCGUCGGCUCCUAAGUGUUACAACACCAGUGAUCCAGAGCUCAACUCAACUGCCUGGUUUGCUGAGAACAUUGGACUCUUCAUCACUUAUCUCACCUUGGAAGACCUCAACACCUUCGGAUCAGCGCAGGUGUUGCAGGUGUUCACAGUGAACCUGGUGAACAUAGGUCUACUGAACUCCACUAGCCUGCCCCAGAACCUCACUGACUACUACACAUCACUGGUCUACCUACAGGACAGCAACUUCAACCCUCUGUUCCUUCCUCUGUUGUUUCGAUGUGUGGCCCCAGGGCCAGCCUUCAGACAGCUGGACGCUGAGCAGAGCAUGAUCCUUCUACACAACCUGACUACACUGUGUAGAGACCUGGACCCACAGGUGUCUGCAGCUCUAGCAGCUAACAUGGGAGACAACAUAAACAGCAACACCAUCGCUGCCCUCGGCAGAGUCAACUACAGGUCUAUCUGAGGGUCAGAUCACCAUGGCACCCGCCAGCGUUCUGUGGGCUUCCUUCAGCAUUCUGAGCACUGUGAUUGGCUGGAACCAGGGCCAGGCCAUGGCCAUCAUCCAAUCACUGAUGCUGUCAGGAGCCGUGAAGAUCAACAGCGCAUCCACCUUGACAGCGCUGGGUUCCCUGGUGACCGGUGUUCCCUCGGCAACCUUAGGCAGCAUCAGCGGCACAGAACUCCUCUACGCGUCCCAGGAUGCCACAUUCAUAACAUACAUGCAGACCGCCCCGACCAUCUUA